Molecule: messenger RNA, 2111 nt
Organism: Paramecium tetraurelia
Lineage: Eukaryota; Ciliophora; Oligohymenophorea; Peniculida; Parameciidae
Exons: 4
Molecular function (GO): GTPase activity
Source: RefSeq, a predicted model, not a curated record
AUGAAUUUUAUCAAGAAUUUAUUUGUAAAGCAAAAAUAGCAAUAAAAAGAACCUCUCUUCUUUGACUCAUUUACUGAGAAGAUCGACCAUUUUGAAAGCUAAGUAAGUAUCAUAUCAGAUGGAAUUACACUAACUCAAUACCCAAAAGACAUCAUUUAAGUUAUAAAAUCAAAUAUUGAAUAACUAAAAAAAUAAUUACAAGAAGCUAAAGUUUAUAUCCUUUUUUUAGGUACAACAUCUGCAGGUAAGAGUACCUUCAUCAAUUCACUAUUGGGCCAACAAAUAUUGCCUUCUAGAAAUUAGGAAUGCACAUAAAAUGUGAUAUUUAUCGAAUACAAUGAAAAAAUUAUUAUAAAUGAAAAGUAGAUUAACAGUUUAGAUCAAGCACAAUAGAUUCUAUUUGAAAUGUAAAAGAGUAAUAAAUCUGAAAUUGUGAAUAUCCAAGUCCCAUCGCUCUUUCAUAAUUAGUUCCCUUCUGAUUUGAGGAGCAGGAUAGUAUUCAUAGAUACACCUGGUUUCAAAAAAGAUGAAUUGUAAUCUCUUCAGGCCCAUUUCUAAAAAAUUGAUGAUAAGAUUGGUCUCUAACAUCGUAUAAAUGUAUGGGUUACCAAUUACACUUCAUUCGAUAAUGAUAAGGAAUUAUAAAACCAAAUUCUUAGCAUUUAUAAACCUCAAGCAUCUUCUGAAAUUAUAAAAAAAUAAAAUCAAAAAGCUAGUUACUUGAAAAGUGUAAUAAUUGAAGAGUUUUAAGGAUAUUAGAAAUAGUAGGACUUAUUAAUUAGUUCUCAUGAUAUAAUCGAAAGCUAUGAAUCUUUGGAGAGCGUAAGAAAGUUUUAAUCCUAAACAUUAUUUUUUAUUCUUAAUAAAUACGAUGAAAGAAAGGUAUCUGAAGAUAAAAACGUCGAUCUUAUAAUUUAAGAAAUUAGUUAAAUGAUCGGGAGUGAAUUGAAUAUAUUUAAGAUAUCAGCCUUAAGAGCUAUGAGGUAUAGAAUAUUAAAUUAUGGAUCUUAAUAAGCCAUUGAUAAAUUUAUGGAAUCUUAUUUCUUGGAUUAUAGAGAUGUUGAGCUAUUUGUGACUUAAAAUGAUUGCAGAAAAUAUUGCAAUGAGAAAAUUAAAAAUAACCCAAACCUUUUAUAAAAUCAAGAUUAUUUAAAGUUAUAGAAUCAAUUGGAAUCCAAUAUCAAAUUAUAAAUCAGUGAAGCUUUCUAUGGAGAUAGGUUUCUUUAGAUAAUACAUUGGUUGAUUGUAUUAGAAUUGGUUGUCAGUCCUUAAUAAAUUAAAUUAGAGGAAAAAUAAUAUGAAGCUUUGAAAGAUUUAAUCUAUUAGUUCAUAGACAAUUAAAUAUAGAGCUAUAAUCAUUGUAUUUCAAAAUUCAAAAAUGAUACUAUAUGUCAAAUCAAAAAGGAUUUGGAUCGUUACAAAUCUCUAUUAUUAUCUGAAGAACCAUAAAUCCUUAUAAUUUCGGCAUGCAAAUAAACGUUGUAAACAAUGAUUGAAUAUGAAUAAAAGAUUAUAUAAUUAAAUGAGGAUGUAAAGAACGGAUUAAUAUUAAAAUUGUAAUCCAUCUUUCCAUAGCAAUAGAAAGAUCCAUUAUUAAAAAGCAUUUAAUUGGUGGGAUAAAGAGAUGUGUCUAUUCUUGAUGGGUGCACACAAUUAUUUGAAUUGGUGAAUGAAAAUAAUGUCAAUGAAAUUUAGAAACGUAGCUUUUAAUAAUAUGCUGAUAGUGUACAAAAAACAAUGGGAGUGAGAAUCAAUCCAAUAUAGUCUUAAGUUGGAAUUAUUUCUACUGGACUAUCUAUUGCAGCCUACUUAGGAAAGAGAUUCGCAUUUCAAACUUUGAGAUGCUCACCAAUCUUUGCAGCAAUAGGUAUAGGAUUGAUGUCAUUCGACUUAUCCUUUAUGUUUGGGAAGUAAUGGUAUUCAACAAACAUAAUUAAUGAUCAAUUGCAUCAAUGGGAAUCUACUUUGAUAUAAUUAAUUGAGGAUCAAGAGAAAAGUUAUAGCCAAGUAAACAAACAAACUUUUGGUUGUGUCAGAAAUGUUUUAAGUAGUUUGAUGUAAUGAUAAGUCAACUUUAUUUUUUAAAUAUUUAUUAGUUUAUAAUCAAUAAA